This is a messenger RNA of Osmia lignaria (orchard mason bee), 2435 nucleotides long. It is a transcript of the gene Kap-alpha3, whose product is annotated as karyopherin alpha3. Gene Ontology annotation, molecular function: protein binding; nuclear import signal receptor activity. Gene Ontology annotation, cellular component: cytoplasm. Gene Ontology annotation, biological process: protein import into nucleus. NCBI's taxonomy places the organism in Eukaryota, Metazoa, Arthropoda, Insecta, Hymenoptera, Megachilidae. The record is from RefSeq and is a predicted model, not a curated record.
AUGGUUGAAACGCUGUGUUCGUGUUAAGAAAACGUGACCACGAAGAACGUCGUGUGGCGAUCGUGAUCAGGGGAACGAGUGUUAUACAUGAUAUUGCAUUACAUAUUGACGUAGAUUAAGGCUGUCGCGCAACGGCAUGCAGUUGUCGAGGUAAAUCGGUCGCAGUAACACGGAUACGAGAUUUUUCACGGUAACAGGAGGUAUCCGGGUGCCGGUACAUAUCAAUAUACGCGAGCACGAAGGAUUGGUUACUGAAAAAAUGGCGGCGGAAAUGCUAAGCAAGAAUCGAAUGAUGGUUUUUAAGAACAAAGGCAAAGAUCAAGAAGAAAUGAGAAGAAGAAGAAAUGAGGUGACUGUGGAACUACGCAAGAACAAGCGUAAUGAAACUUUACAGAAACGAAGAAAUGUGCCUACUACAGAUUUAACAGACGAGGAGGAAGUUGAUAAGCAUUUAUCAAUAAUCAAUUUGAAAGAACUAGUAAUGAAUGCUGCUAGUUCUGACCCGGCUGUUCAAUUACAGGCUGUACAGUCGGCGAGAAGGUUACUGUCUUCGGAUCGUAAUCCACCGAUUGAUCGGUUAAUCGAUAGUGGCAUUUUACCGAUCUUAGUCCUUUGUCUUCAACAGCAUGAUUAUCCGUCUCUACAGUUUGAAGCGGCAUGGGCUUUAACAAAUAUCGCGAGUGGAACAUCACCUCAGACACAAGCGGUUGUAGCUGCCGGUGCAGUUCCACAUUUUCUGCAUUUGUUACUUUCGAGCCAGCAUAAUGUUUGCGAACAAGCUGUAUGGGCUUUAGGAAAUAUUAUUGGAGACGGUCCAUCAUCUAGAGAUUACGUUAUUAGUCUUGGUGUUGUACCGCCAUUGUUAACGUUUAUUAAGCCGGAUAUACCAAUUAGUUUUUUACGUAAUGUAACAUGGGUAAUCGUGAAUUUAUGUAGGAAUAAAGAUCCACCACCACCUAUUCAAACUAUUAAGGAUAUUUUGCCUGCUCUUAAUGUACUCAUUCAUCACACAGAUAUUAAUGUCCUUGUUGACACAGUUUGGGCAUUGAGUUACUUGACUGACGGUGGUAACGAACAAAUUCAACUGGUUAUAGACAGCGGCGUGGUACCUCGUCUUAUACCGCUUUUAUCGCACAAAGAAGUCAAAGUGCAAACGGCUGCUUUAAGGGCAGUAGGUAACAUUGUAACAGGUACAGACGAACAGACGCAGAGUGUAUUAAACUGCGACGCGCUUUCAUAUUUCCCCAAUUUACUGACUCAUCCGAGAGAGAAAAUUUGUAAAGAAGCAGUCUGGUUCCUUUCAAAUAUAACUGCUGGUAAUCAGUCUCAAGUUCAGGCUGUUAUAGAUGCUGGAUUACUGCCUCUUAUCAUUCGCAAUCUAGCAAAUGGUGAAUUCCAAACGCAAAAAGAAGCAGCAUGGGCAAUCAGUAAUUUAACAAUAAGUGGCAAUAGAGACCAAGUAGCACGGAUGAUACAAGAGGGUGUGAUUCCACCUUUCUGUAAUCUUCUUUCCUGCAAAGAUACUCAGGUUGUACAGGUUGUCUUAGACGGUAUACAUAGUAUGCUCAAAUUUGCUGGACCACAAGUUGAACAAUUGGCCAAUAUGAUCGAAGAAUGUUCAGGUCUGGAUAAAAUUGAGGCAUUGCAAAAUCACGAAAAUGUAGACAUUUAUAAACUAGCCUUUGAUAUUAUCGAGCAAUACUUCUCUGAAGACCCGGAUGACACGAAUUUGGAGCCACCGGUUGUAGAAUCAACAUUUGAAUUCGACCAGACGACGACCAUUCCGAGCGAAGGUUUUAAAUUCUGAGAGGGCCUCCAUUAUUUCUUAUCCGAUCGUGCCGUCCCCCGACAAACUCCACUACGGAGCCAUUUUGCUUACCCGUUUCUAUUUUUGUGUCUUAUUCUUGCUCCAACGACAAUAUGUGGCAGCUUCGACGUGCCACUGCUGAAUUAAAAAUAAUCUUUUCGUUUGUUAAUUCCAAAGGUGUAAAACCGUGGCUGGUUGGUAUCUUGCCCAAAAAGUAAAGGGGAAGCGAGGGCAGACAACUUAAUAACGGAGCAAAAGGGAGGUUCUUAAUGAAAUAAGAAUCUGUUUUUCUUUUAUUUCCGAUUCUUUUAAAGAUGUAUGUUACCUUUUUCUUUCUCUUUUCCACACUGCACACAUUUAUAAAUAAACCGAUUGGCGGAACGAAACUUAACUGAAUGCAGCUAGCGAUAUGCAAUGUACCGAAUAAAUUAUUCUAGUUAAAUUAAUUAACUUGCUCUCUACAUUGAAGAGCAAACAAAAUAAGAAAAAGACCUUUUUAUCGUUUGAUUACGCUGCUCUCCAUUCUAACUUGAGAUGAGUUUUGGUUAGCGAUGUUACAUUUAUAAAACAAUCAUGUAUAUUUUAGGCAUGUUAAAUUUAUAAUAAUAUUGAUUACUAAAUAAAUGAA